CACAAAAUAGCGGCAAUUGUUUCGGUUGCUGCUCUAGGAUUCCCCUCUGGUUCAAACUCUCGCCACACUUUCUUGCAACCAUGGUGGACAGCUCAAAGAAGCGCACACGCGACUCGACAGACAGUUCCAAUGACGGAUCGGGCUCUCGUAACUCGCCCCCGCCUGCGUCAAAGCGGCGCGUGGCACCCCGACCCCAGGAUGCUGAACUACUGCGCCAUCUGCCGAACUCCGAGAUGUACGAACGGUCAUACAUGCAUCGCGACGCACUGGACCAUGUUGUCGUGACUGCAACGGACUUUGUCAUAACAACAUCCGUCGACGGGCAUGUGAAGUUUUGGAAGAAGAGCUCUGACAAGGGGAUCGAAUUUGUCAAGCACUUCCGCGCGCACAUGGAGGCGGCAGUGGCAGUUUCGGCUUCGGUGGACGGCAAGAUGUUUGCCACGGCAUCGACCGAUCGGCAAGUCAAGGUGUUCGAUGUGGUGAAUUUUGACAUGAUCGGGAUUAUUUCUGUGGACUGCAUGCCACUGGCGCUGUGCUGGAUCAGGGACCCGCUGGACCAGUCGACGUGCAUUGCUGUAUCGGACAGCGACAGCCCGAACAUUUACAUAUAUGAUCCGUAUGCGGGGCCGGAGCCUAAGCGAAUUGUGAAGGGCGUGCACCGCAAGCCAGUCAGCCUGAUGGCGUACAACCCGGUGGCCGAGUGUGUGGUGUCUGUGGAUACAGGCGGUAUGGUAGAGUACUGGACGGUCGAGGAGCCGCACACGUUGCCGGCGCUCGUUGAGUUCGAGCUCAAGUCGCAAACCAAUCUAUAUGAGUUCAAGAAACGCAAGUGUACGCCCAACAGCCUGACGUUCUCGCCCGAUUUUGAGCUUUUCGCCUGCACAAGCACUGACGAUGCAAUCGUGCGUGUAUUCCGAUUCAGUACUGGCAAGCUGUACCGAACAUAUGACGAGUCAAUAGCAGCAGCCAGCAAGGUGCAGAGCGAAGGCGGUGGUGAUGACAGAUUCAAAUUGGACGGAAUGGAGUUUGGCCGGCGCAUGGCUGUCGAGAACGAGGUGCUCAAGUCUGAAGCCGGACGGCACAUGAAUGCAGUGUUUGACGAGAGCAGCCGCUUCAUAAUCUAUGGCUCCUUGCUGGGGAUAAAGAUCGUGGAUCUGGCAACUAACCGGGUGGCAGCAGUUCUGGGGAAAUCGGAGCCGCACCGGUUUGUCAACAUGGCACUGAUCCAAGGAACACACGAGCCAUUAGCAUCACGAGUCGACCUGGUGGCGGCAUCCAACCCAGGCGGCAGCAAAAGGGAUACCAUUGGAGACCCGACGCUGUUCUGCACAGCGUUCAAGCGCAAUCGGUUUUUUAUGUUCACUCGCGGCGAGCCUGACUAUGACUCGCGCGAUGUGUUCAAUGAGCGGCCAACACGCGAAGAAGCCUCGCUGGCGAUCGAAUCGGCGGCACGCAACAAGCAGCAGAAGGCUGCAAAGUCUGCAGUCAUCCGGACAACCCUCGGCGACAUCCACAUGCGUCUUUUCCCCGAGUACGCGCCCAAGGCCGUGGAGAACUUUGCGACGCACGCCAAAGACGGAUACUACAACAGUGUCAUUUUCCACCGUGUGAUCAAGCGGUUCAUGGUCCAGACCGGCGACCCGCUUGGAGACGGCACCGGCGGUGAGUCGAUCUGGGGCAGCAGCUUCGAGGAUGAGUUCACGCCGAUGCUAAGACACGACAAGCCGUUCACGGUCAGCAUGGCAAACUCGGGCCCCAGCACCAAUGGGUCCCAGUUCUUUAUAACCACAGUCGAGGAAGCGCCGUGGCUCGAUGACAAGCACACGGUGUUUGGGAGGGUCACCAAGGGCACCGACGUCGUGCACCAAAUUGAAGAGGCCAAGACCGACAAGAACGACAAACCGUUCGACGACAUCAGCAUCAUGAACAUCCAGAUCAACUAUGACUGAGUCUUUUUAUGUUACAAAUUA
This is a messenger RNA of Linderina pennispora, 1970 nucleotides long. Its product is annotated as peptidyl-prolyl cis-trans isomerase cyp15. The transcript has a single exon. Gene Ontology annotation, biological process: protein peptidyl-prolyl isomerization; protein folding. The record is from RefSeq and is a predicted model, not a curated record. NCBI's taxonomy places the organism in Eukaryota, Fungi, Kickxellomycota, Kickxellomycetes, Kickxellales, Kickxellaceae. Bases 81 to 1949 code for a protein of 622 amino acids. Gene Ontology annotation, molecular function: protein binding; peptidyl-prolyl cis-trans isomerase activity.